GUAUCGGCUGGUGUGACACUUUAUCUCUCUCUGCCGUGUUUGAGGGGUUAUCUCACAUAUUUCCCCGGGAGGAUUUCCACGGCGGUUCAGUCAGGGCUGUGCUUGUUAAUGGGCGUCUUGGACGGCUGCCUUUUCCUCGUCCAUGUGUGCCCCUCUGAGUGCGCUGUGAGCAGCAGCAGGAGCAGUAGGAGCAGGAGUAGAGGCAGAGGCAGCAGCACCUUGGAAGCGCAGAAGGAAGGAGGGGGACUGCUUUCUGCCGUGCCGUGCCGUGGCGUGCUUAGUGGAAAUACGCUCGCCUACUUUGGUUACUAUCAAAACCAAUCGGAGGGAAGAAGAGGGACACGAACUAAAAGACGGUCUCAGACUCAUUUUGUGAAUUGUUAACGGGACAGGCCUGCUACGGUGGACAUGUCUUCAGAAUGAAUCACUCCAACUGAACAGGAGUUGCAACCCACAUUUUCAUCUGAAAGUAGAGUGGAGGCAGCCAUGGAGGUGAAGGAACGCAGACCCUAUCGCUCGCUCACGACCAGGCAGGACACAGAGCGCCGUUACACCAGCUCCUCUGCAGACAGUGAAGAUGGUAAACCCAACUCUAAAUCCUAUAGCUCCAGUGAAACACUCAAAGCCUUCGACCAUGACUCGAGGAUGGUGUAUGGGAGCCGCGUAAAGGAAAUGGUUCACCAUGAAGUUGAUGAAUUCAGCCGGCAAGGUGCAGACUUUUCCCUGCGAGACCUCGGCUUUGGAGAUGGCCUUCCAUCGCAUGUUGCUACGUACAGGAGCGACAUCGGACUGCCUCACCGUGACUACUCAGUCAGCGUGGGCUCGGACGCAGACACAGAGACGGACGGCAUCAUGUCGCCGGAACACGCAGUCAGGCUGUGGGGCCGUAGCAACACCAAGUCGGGCCGCAGCUCGUGUCUCUCCAGCCGAGCCAACUCCAACCUAACGCUGACCGACACUGAACACGAGAACACAGAAAACGGUCCUCCGCUGCAUUGUUCAUCCGCCUCCUCCUCCCCUGUUGAGCAGCUCCCAUACCCUCCCCCUUCCAUUACAGCCAAUGAGAACCAGGGGAGGUUGCUAGGUAACAGUGCGGCUCAGCCAGCCCAGGACUCUGACUCUGAGGAUGAGUUUGGCCCCAAUUCAUUCUUAGUUAAAACUGGCUCAGGGAACCUGUAUGCUCCUUCCGCUGCAACUGCUGAUGACGGAGCCUUUCAAAAUCACUCUCGGCUCCGGACACCUCCACUACCCCUCUCCCAUUCUCACUCUCCCAAUCAUCAGCACCACGCAGCCUCUAUUAACUCGUUAAACAGGAGCAGCUACACUCCACGGAGCAACGCCAGCCCAGCGCCCACAGACAGCUCUGCUCCCCCUGAUGGUCCUGCCAGCGGUCAACACUCUGGCAGUGUGCAGGACAACUGGCUCCUCAACAGCAACAUCCCACUGGAAACAAGGAGCCAGAAUACUCUAAUGUUUAUCAGAGAAGAGCAAGACGCUUGCAGAGAAGGACAGGGCUCAAACAAAACAAGAAACAUAGCAAAGCAGACAUUCCUUGAGACUUUGCAGGACAACCUGAUUGAGAUGGACAUUCUGGCAUCUGCACGCCACGAUGCCUCAUACAACGACGGGCAUUUCCUCUUCAAACCAGGUGGAACAUCACCAAUGUAUUGCACAACUUCACCGGGGUACCCUCUGACCUCCAGCACAGUGUACUCGCCUCCCCCACGCCCUUUACCUCGAAACACCUUCUCUCGACCUGCCUUCAGCCUGAAGAAGCCCUACAAGCACUGCAACUGGAAAUGUGCUGCUCUCAGUGCCAUCCUCAUCUCAGUGACCCUGCUUCUCCUGUUAGCCUACUUCGUUGCCAUUCACCUUUUGGGGUUAAACUGGCACCUCCAACCCAUGCAGAGACAGAUGUACCAGCUGUCAGAAGACAAUACAAGUGGCCUACCAUUCCCUACAGACUUGAGUUUACCACCACUAGGCAACACAGGGCUGGAGAUAUCCAAUCGCAGGGGAAAAGAUGACAGCAAAUUGGACAGCUUGUUCCCAGAUGACAGCUAUAUAGAUAUGGGGGAGAUUGACGUGGGACGCAAGGUCGCCCAGCAGAUUCCUCCCGGUAUCUUCUGGAGAUCCCAGGUCUUCAUCGAUCAUCCCAUGUACCUAAAGUUUAACGUGUCACUCAGCAAAGAUGCCUUAGUAGGAAUAUAUGGAAGAAGAGGCCUUCCUCCGUCACACACACAGUUUGACUUUGUGGAGCUGUUGGAUGGGCGGCGGCUCCUGGCCCAGGAUGUUCACAGUCUGGAAGGGCCUGCAGCUCUGCAGCGAAGUCUCAUACCAAUCACCACACACGACACAGGUUUUAUCCAGUACAUGGACUCGGGCAUCUGGCACCUGGCCGUCUACAACGACGGGAAGGAAACCGAAACUGUUUCCUUCCUCACCACUGCCAUAGAUUCUAUUGAUGACUGUCCCAGUAACUGCUUUGGAAAUGGUGACUGUGUUGCUGGAACAUGCCACUGCUUUUUAGGAUUCAAAGGGCCUGACUGUGGGCGAGCUGCAUGUCCGGUGCUGUGCAGUGGGAAUGGUCAAUACCUUAAAGGCCGUUGCAUGUGUCACAGCGGCUGGAAGGGUUCCGAAUGUGACGUUUCCACCAGCCAGUGCAUCGACAUCACGUGCAGCGGCCAUGGGACCUGCAUUGUGGGAACCUGCAUCUGCAACCCUGGAUACAAGGGGGAGAAUUGUGAAGAAGUGGACUGCCUAGAUCCAACGUGCUCGGGCCGAGGCGUUUGUGUCCAGGGAGAGUGCCACUGCUUUAUCGGAUGGGGAGGGCCUGGAUGUGAAAGCCCCAGGGCCUCCUGCAUGGACCAGUGCUCUGGACAUGGAGCUUUCCUGGCAGACACCGGAACCUGCAGCUGCGAUCCCAACUGGACGGGCCACGACUGCUCCACAGAGAUUUGUGCAGCCGACUGUGGAGGCCACGGCGUUUGUGUUUCAGGCACCUGUCGCUGUGACGACGGCUGGAUGGGCGGCGGAUGUGACCAGAGGGCGUGUCACCCGCGCUGCAACGAGCAUGGCACAUGCAAGGAUGGCAAAUGUGAAUGCAGUCCUGGUUGGAACGGCGAACACUGCACCAUUGCUCACUAUCUGGAUAAGGUAGUGAAAGAGGGUUGCCCUGGUUUGUGCAAUGGAAAUGGCAGGUGCACUCUGGGUAACAACGGCUGGUACUGUGUGUGCCAGCUGGGCUGGAGGGGCACUGGCUGUGACACCUCUAUGGAAACUGCCUGCAAUGAUGUCAAAGACAACGAUGGAGAUGGCCUGGUGGACUGUAUGGAUCCAGACUGCUGUCUUCAGGCAACCUGUCACACCACCUCUUUGUGCGUGGGUUCGCCCGACCCGCUGGACAUCAUCCAGGAGACGCAGAUGUCCUCUGCACAGAGCAACCUGCAGACGUUCUACAACCGAGUGCGCUUCCUGGUGGGCAGGGACAGUACACACACCAUCCCUGGAGCUAACCCCUUCGAUGGCAACCAUGCUUGUGUCAUUCGUGGGCAGGUGGUCACCUCGGAUGGAACCCCGCUGGUUGGAGUUAAUGUCAGCUUCAUCAACAGUCCAACGUUUGGCUACACAAUUACCAGGCAGGAUGGAAGUUUCGACUUGGUGACCAACGGGGGCAUAGCCAUAGCCCUGCACUUUGAACGCGCUCCAUUCAUCACCCAGGAGCACACUCUGUGGUUGCCAUGGGGACGGUUCUUUGUCAUGGACACCAUUGUCAUGCGGCACGAGGAAAAUGACAUCCCGAGCUGCGACCUCAGCAGCUUCUCCCGGCCCGUCCCCGUGGUGUCCCCGGCGCCGCUUACAGCCUUUGCUGGUUCCUGUUCGGAAAGGGGGACAGUGGUGCCCGAAAUCCAGUCUCUACAGGAAGAAGUGCCUAUACCAGGGACAGAUAUGAAGCUCAGCUAUCUAAGCAGCAGAACUCCAGGUUAUAAGUCAAUUCUGAGGGUGACCCUCACACACUCCACAAUUCCUUUCAACUUGAUGAAGGUUCACCUCAUGGUUGCUGUCGAAGGCCGGCUGUUCAGAAAGUGGUUUCCCGCAGCUCCCAACCUCUCCUAUGACUUUGUUUGGGACAAGACGGACGUCUACAGCCAGAAGGUGCACGGCCUCUCUGAAGCCUUUGUUUCAGUGGGUUUUGAGUAUGAAUCAUGCCCAGACCUUAUUCUGUGGGAGAAGAGGACUGCUGUGCUACAAGGCUAUGAAACAACUGCCUCCAAACUUGGAGGAUGGACAGUAGACAAGCAUCAUGCUUUAAAUAUCCAGAGUGGUAUUCUUCACAUGGGCAACGGAGAGAAUGUCUUCAUCUCCCAGCAGCCACCCAUAAUCGGCAGUGUGAUAGGCAAUGGGCGCAGGCGCAGCAUCUCUUGCCCCAGCUGUAAUGGCCUCGCCGACGGAAACAAACUACUCGCCCCCGUGGCUCUGGCUUGUGGCUCAGAUGGAAGUCUGUACGUGGGCGACUUCAACUAUGUGAGAAGGAUUUUCAUCACAGGGAACGUCACCAGCGUCCUGGAGCUCAGAAAUAAAGACUUCCGUCACAGUAACAGCCCGGCUCAGAAGUACUACCUGGCCUCCAGUCCUCUGAACGGCGCCGUGUACCUGUCCGAUACAGGCAGCAGAAAGGUGUUCAGGGUUAAAUCUCUGACUGUUGUGAAUAACGUUGCCAAGAACCUGGACCUGGUGGCUGGAACCGGUGACCAGUGUCUCCCAUAUGAUGAUGCUCGCUGUGGCGAUGGAGGGAAAGCUGUUGAGGCCACUCUUACCAAUCCCAGAGGCAUUACAGUGGAUAAGUACGGGGUAAUCUUCUUUGUGGACGGAACCAUGAUUCGCAGGAUUGAUCAGAAUGGUGUAAUUUCUACUUUGCUGGGCUACAAUGACUUAACCUCAGCUCGACCUCUCAGCUGUGAUGCUGUUAUGGACAUCUCUCAGGUACGCCUUGAGUGGCCUACAGACCUGGCAGUGAGCCCCAUGGACAACUCCCUGUAUGUUCUGGACAACAAUGUUGUUCUACAGGUCUCAGAGAACCAUCAAGUCCGUAUUGUAGCAGGUCGCCCCAUGCACUGCCAAGUGCCUGGCAUCGAUCACUUUCUUAUGAGUAAAGUGGCCAUCCAUGCAACUCUGGAGUCAGCAAACGCCCUGGCUGUGUCACACAAUGGUGUUUUGUACAUAGCUGAGUCUGAUGAAAAGAAAAUCAACAGAGUACGACAGGUGUCCACCAAUGGAGAGAUCUCCCUGGUUGCAGGGGCACCAAGUGGCUGUGACUGCAAGAAUGAUGUUAACUGUGAUUGCUACUCUGGAGAUGGUGGCUAUGCCAAGGAUGCUAAGCUAAAUGCACCCUCUUCCCUUGCAGUGUGUCCAGAUGGAGAGCUUUAUAUUGCAGAUCUUGGAAACAUUCGUAUCCGCUAUGUGCGCAAAAACAAACCCUAUCUAAAUCCCCUCAGUAUGUAUGAGGUAUCCUCUCCAAUUAAUGAUGAACUCUAUUUGUUUGAUUCCAAUGGCAGCCACAUUUUCACACAAAGUCUGACAACAGGAGACCAUCUUUACAAUCUGACCUACACAGGAACAGGAGACAUAAGUGGCAUCACUGAUAAGAACAAAAACACAGUGACCAUACGACGAGACACUACAGGAAUGCCUCUGUGGCUAAUGGUCCCUGAUGGACAGACCUUUUGGUUCACCAUCGGUACUAACAACGCCCUUAAAACUGUUGCUGCACAGGGUCAAGAACUAGCCGUAAUGACCUACCAUGGAAGCUCAGGUCUUCUUGCUUCUAAGACAAAUGAAAAUGGAUGGACAACUUUCUUUGAGUACGAUGGUUACGGGCGACUAACCAACAUCACUUACCCCACCGGCAGAGUAAGCAGCUACCGCACAGAAGCCGACAGUUCGGUCCGCAUCCAGACAGAGGGCUCCAACAGAGAGGAUGUAACAGUCACCACCAACCUGUCAGCCUCUGGCAACUUCUACACACUUUUGCAAGAACAAGUUCGGAACAGCUAUUUUAUUGGUUUGGACGGCUCGCUGCGGCUUGUUCUGGCCAAUGGUAUGGAGGUGUCCCUGUACACUGAGCCCCACCUGCUGGCCGGGACAGUCAACCCCACCGUCAGCAAGAGGAACAUCACCCUAGCCAUCGACAACGGCCUCAACCUGGUGGAGUGGAGACAGAGGAAGGAACAGGCUCGUGGCCAAGUCACUGUGUAUGGACGCAGAUUAAGGGUUCAUAACCGGAAUCUACUAUCGUUGGACUUUGAUCGGAUCACCAGGACAGAAAAAGUCUACGAUGACCACAGAAAGUUCACCUUACGGAUCCACUAUGAUCAUGCUGGUCGGCCCACUCUGUGGGCUCCAAGCAGCCGCCUCAAUGGCGUUAACGUCACUUACUCCCCUGGGGGGCAUGUGGCAGGGAUCCAGAGAGGCACCAUGUCUGUCCGCAUGGAGUACGACGUGAACGGCAGAAUCACGUCUCAGAUAUUUGCUGAUGGUAAAUCGUGGAGCUACACUUACCUCGAAAAGUCCAUGGUGCUGCUUCUCUACAGUCAGAGGCAGUAUAUCUUUGAAUUUGACAAAAAUGAUCGGCUGUCUUCUGUGACCAUGCCCAACGUAGCUCGGCAUACCCUGGAGACGUCCCGGUCUAUUGGCUACUACAGGAACACCUACCACCCCCCUGAAGGUAAUGCAUCGAUGCUCCAGGACUACAGCGAGGACGGGCAGUUGCUGCAGAUCACCCACCUGGGCACAGGCCGCAGGGUGAUCUACAACUACGGGAAGCUCUCCAAGCUGCUGGAGAUCCUGUAUGACACCACACGGAUUGGUUUCUCCUACGAUGAGGUUGCAGGAAUGCUGAAGACCGUCAACCUUCAGAGCGAAGGCUUCACUUGCACAAUCCGCUACAGGCAGAUCGGCCCGCUGAUCGACAGGCAGAUCUUCAGAUUUAGCGAGGAGGGCAUGGUCAAUGCAAGAUUUGACUAUGUCUACGACAACAGCUUCCGAGUCACCAGCAUGCAGGCAGUCAUUAACGAAACUCCUCUGCCGAUCGACUUGUAUCGCUAUGACGACGUGUCAGGCAAAACAGAACAGUUUGGCAAAUUUGGAGUCAUUUAUUACGACAUAAAUCAAAUUAUAACCACUGCAGUGAUGACCCAUACCAAACACUUUGAUGCCUACGGUCGUGUGAAGGAGGUCCAGUACGAGAUUUUUCGUUCACUUAUGUACUGGAUGAUGGUGCAGUAUGACAACAUGGGGCGUGUGGUGGCCAAAGAGCUCAAAGUUGGACCAUAUGCCAACACCACACGUUACACCUAUGAGUAUGAUGCUGAUGGUCAGCUCCAGGUGGUCUCCAUCAAUGACAAACCUUUAUGGAGGUACAGCUAUGACCUAAAUGGCAACCUGCACCUCCUCAGUCCUGGAAACAGUGCUCGCCUGACACCGCUGCGCUAUGACAUCAGAGACCGCAUCACCCGCCUGGGAGAUGUGACAUACAGGAUGGAUGAGGAUGGUUUCCUGAGGCAGCGAGGGAAUGACUGCUUUGAGUAUAAUUCAGCUGGCUUGCUGACAAAGGUGUACAACAAAGUUAGUGGAUGGAGCAUCAAGUAUCGCUAUGAUGGCCUGGGCAGGAGGGUUUCCAGCAGAAGCAGCAAUGGCCACCAUCUUCAGUUUUUCUAUGCUGACUUGUCCAGCCCUACUCGGGUCACACACAUGUACAACCACUCCAGCUCUGAGAUUGCCUCGCUGUACUAUGAUCUGCAGGGACACCUGUUUGCUAUGGAGCUGAGCAGCGGGGACGAGUUUUACGUAGCGUGUGACAACAUCGGCACGCCUCUCGCUGUGUUCAGUGGUUCUGGUCUCAUGAUCAAGCAAAUUCUCCAUACGGCAUUCGGAGAAGUUUACCUGGACACCAAUCCCAGCUUCCAACUUGUAAUCGGCUACCAAGGAGGACUGUAUGAGCCCCUUAGUAAACUGGUCCACAUGGGCAAACGAGAUUAUGAUGUCCUCGCUGGCCGCUGGACAACACCAGACCGUGAGAUCUGGAGUCGUCUGAACAACAAUCACAUCGUCCCAUUCAACCUGUACAUGUUUAGGAAUAACAAUCCACUCAGCAAUAAUGAGGAGACAAAGUGCUUCAUGACAGAUGUGAACAGCUGGCUGGUGACCUUUGGCUUCCAGCUGUAUAAUGUUAUCCCUGGCUAUCGUAAACCGAGCACAGAGAGCAUGGAGCCCUCCUACGAGUUAGUCCGCACCCAGAUCAAGACACAGGAGUGGGACAGCACCAAGUCUUUGCUGGGCGUUCAGUGUGAGGUUCAGAGGGAACUCAAAGCUUUCGUCAAGCUGGAACGUUUUGGUCAAGUCUACAAAGCCAAAAGUGCUGGAUGCCCUCAGACCGAGGGGAAGAAGGUCUUCGCCUCUGGCGGCUCUAUUUUUGGGAAGGGGGUGAAGUUCGCCAUCCGAGAAGGCCGCAUCAGCACCGACAUCAUCAGCCUCGCUAACGAGGACGGACGCCGCAUGGCCGCAGUUCUGAACGAUGCAUUCUAUCUUGAAAACCUUCACUUCACCAUUGCGGGGAUGGACACCCACUAUUUUGUCAAACUGGGCUCAGUGGAGGGAGACCUGGCCCUCAUUGGCAUGACAGUGGGCCGGCGCACGCUGGAAAAUGGCGUCAACGUCACCGUGUCUCAGGUCAACACUGUGCUGAAUGGCAGGACUAGGCGCAUCACUGACAUCCAGCUGCAGUACGGACCCCUGCUUCUGAAUACGCGAUAUGGCAGCAGCGUGGAUGAAGAGAAAGCCCGUGUGUUGGAGGUGGCCCGGCAGAGGGCUGUCGGCCAGGCUUGGGCCAGGGAGCGCCAGAGACUUAGGGAUGGAGAGGAAGGCUCAAGAACCUGGACUGAGGGAGAGAAGCAGCAGCUUCUGGGCUCAGGGAAGGUGCAAGGCUACGACGGAUACUAUGUAGUUUCGGUUGACCAGUACCCCGAGCUUGGAGACAGUGUCAACAACAUUCACUUCAUGAGACAGAGUGAAAUGGGCCGAAGGUGACAUGAACACGAGGCUCUCGAGUGAUGGACUAAGUCAUAGGAAACAGGACUUCUUGCCAAAGACAGUUGUAUACAUGACCACAUGUUGUUUUGUUUUUUUUUGACUGUGCCCAACUUGGUUUUUAAUAUGCUGUAAACAAGACAGCGGUGGCAAACAGUUGCACUGUACUGACAGCAGCGUGCCCUUCUCCUUCUUUAGGAUUCUUUACCAGUCUUUGCUCUCCAAGUGCGGCUGCUAGAGGAUGAAAAUCUGUGAUGUCCUAUGGCCUGUUUUUGUGACUCCAUUUCCUCAUCCCUGUUGGUGAUUCUGUUCAAAGAAAUCCGAGAGGAGUUUUGGUAAUGCAUUAUGUUUCCCCGGCUCUCUCUCUGCUGCCAGACUUUUGCAGAUUGUAAUUUACAAGCCUGCUCCAUUCUGCCUUUUUCUGCGCCUCAGCCAAGGAGAUUCCAUCACUUUUAAUCACUCCUUUUUUUAAUACUUGAAACCCUCAUAGGUCCUGUCAUCCAUAAAUAAUGAGAGAGAAAUUUCUGUUGGCCCUAAUACCCUUCAUCAAAACCACAUCUGAACUUGUCAAAGCACCUUCAUUUGUGUGAUGUCUUGGAGCUUUAUGAGAGAAGGCUUUGUGCUCAUUUGUGGUCUUAAGUUCGAAGGUUCCUGUGCACCCUGAAAUGUGCAUGUCGGCCUUUUUUGUCAAGUACAAAAUCUGCAAAAAUGCUUACUGACAGUGCCUUGCAAAAGGAUUUAUACCUGUUGCGCUUUUUCAGAUUUCUUCCAGUUAUAGCCACAAACAUUGGCAUAAUAAUUUGGAUUUCAUAUGAUACACCAACUCAAAGUAAAGUUUGAUCUGCAUUUCUGUUUAGCACCCUUUACUUUAGCCCCAUGAAAAAAUAAAGUUCUAUUUGCAUUCAGUAUUCACCAAAUUAAACAAUUAAACCAUAAAGAAUUUGAAAACCCUUUAACCUUUUCUUAUUUCACAUUCAUGCAUGUUUUUACAUUUUUAUUACAAAUAAAGCCUGCCCAAUUUUUGUAUGUUCGGCAGGUUCUCUGAUACCCCUGAAGUCCACCAGUCUGUAAUAGUAUUUCAGUAUGUGAAGAUCUCAGAGGAAUGUCAGAGAACACAUAGGCACGAAACAGCGUAAAAUCCCAUAGAAUGCAUUAACGUUUUUGUGUGCAGCAUGACAGAAAUGUGGAAAAGCAUAACAGAUAUGAUCAUUUUGCAAGGUUCUUUAGGCCUAAAUUGUUUGAUGGUGCAAUGUUGGUAAAUUAGAAUGUCAUUGAAAAGUAAAUUCAGAGUUCAGAAAAAGAAAAACUCAUACAGAUUCAUUCCACGUACUGAUAUAUUUUAAGCUUGUAUUUCUGUUAUUUUUAAUAAUUAUGGUUUACAGCUAAUGAAAACCCAAUAUUCAGUGUUUUAGAAAAUGAGAAUAUAGCAAUAGGUCCAAUUUAUCCAAGAUUUGUUUUAUUUAGAAAUGUUAUGACCACAUUAUUCCCUUCAGAAUCAUGAGUAACAGACUGCUGACUUGAUAGUUGUCCGGCAAACCAUUGCUUUUGAAUAAUUAUCAUCGCUGGCUUUCCAUGCAGCACUGUAUCCAAGCACAAGAACGUUUAUUGGGUACAAAAGGAGGGGUAGUGACACUGCAAAAGCAACAGGGAUUUUAAAGCAAAGUCAAUUCAAGAGUUUGGGGGAGAUUGGGGGAGAUUCACAAGGCACGGACUAAUAUGUUUGCAUACAGGUCUCUAUAUGCUCUAUAGCAUUGGCCUUUUUCUGGCAGAAUUAUGGGUUUUCAUUUGCCACAAGCUAUACUCAUCAAGAUUAUCAGAAAUAAACACAGGGUAUUCUGCUCUGUGUGUAUAAUUAACUUUUCUAUAAUACUCUAGUUUAUUGAGAGGCACCUAUUAUAAAGCAAACAAAGGGAUGUGAUAUUUGAUUUCUAUUUGUGUUUUAUUCCAUUUUAACUGGAUUUUGGCAAAUCGAAAUAUAGGAUGGAUUUUUUUUUUUUUUUUGUCUGUGGCCAUACAACUCAAAUAUGAAACCACAUUAAGAGCCAACCCUGUCAGAAAAUACUGUGGAACUAUUGUGUGUAUUAAAGAACAAAAAGGUAUUUUCUGGGACCGGUUUUGAAUUAUAUUUUCAUUUUGUUUUAUAAAUAGCUAUAUGACUUAACAGUAUAACAAAUGUGAAUUUAAAAGAAAUGUGAAUAAUUGUCCCUUUUAUUGUUGAUUGUUGUACUUGAACAAUACUUGCAGGUGUUUGAACACAUGGAAUAAAACAGUGAGAAUGGUUUAGUUAAAUCCCUUACUGUGUAUUUCAUUAGACUCACAGCUUUUUUUUAUGGAUCUCGAUUUCUUGUUGGAGGCACUGAGGAGUUAAAGUCAGUAUUCCACAACACAAUGUCCAAUCAAAUUAAGCUUUGGAUGAAAAUGGUUCUAAAUAGUAUGAGGCAAGAAAGAAGGUCAAAGAAAGUUGUUAAUUCAGUCAUACAUGCUCCAUUAGCAUAUUGGCUGCAGAGAUAAAUGGGCUUUGGGUUGUACCGUGGGUCUGAUGAAAGAUACAAAUUGCCUUCGCCCUAAGGGCUGCCUGCAGGUCAGCAUAGAAAGCGCUUUUAUUCUCCAGAAUAGAGCUUCUCUUAGUUGGAGGAAAUGUGUUUGACCUGGAGGUGUUCUGGUUCCCGUUUACAGACUAAAUGUUGUCUAUACACACCAACUGUUACAAAAAACCCAAAUGGACAUUUUCUGAGCCCCAUACAUCUGUGACCAUCCCCCCACCCACAGGAUACUGCAAAGGACAAUUUACUUGUGCUCAUUCAAAAUGUCAUGAUGUGAAAACUCAUAAGGAGUCUAUUUUGAAAGUUGUGACAUUGAUUUGACUUCUGGUACCUUUUUGAACUAUCCCGAGCCAGUUCACACUCUUGACUGUCAUUUGCCAUCAAGAAUAUAGACUUGUCUGUGUGUGUAUAGUUGGCGAGAGCAUGAUUGAGUGUCUCAAUCUGUACAAACAACAAAGCAAACUGGACAGGAGUUUUUUUUGCUGUUUUUUUAUGAUGUUGGUUGAUUCAGUGGCAUUUUGUUCCUGAAAAACAAUAUGUAUGUUCAGCAUAAUAUGAAUGAAGGAUAUUUGCAUUGUGGAAUAUUGCACUGAUAAUUGUUGCGUCAUAAGACUGUAUCUUUUUCUAAAAGUUUUUGGACUCAUUUCGAGUUUCGGUUUGUUCUCAACACUGUGUUUUUAGCGCUUCUUUUGACUGUGUAAAUAUGAGGACAUUCAAGUAAGCUGUAAAUAAAAUGCAAAUGUAGAUACCUCUUAGAGCUACAUUGGUGACCCUGUGUAGUCUUAAGGUAGAAACAAAAAAAUAAAGGGAAUAUUUUGUGUUUA
Messenger RNA from Girardinichthys multiradiatus, 12451 nucleotides. RefSeq names its product teneurin transmembrane protein 4 (gene tenm4). Gene Ontology annotation, biological process: neuron development; heterophilic cell-cell adhesion; signal transduction. Gene Ontology annotation, molecular function: protein heterodimerization activity; protein homodimerization activity; cell adhesion molecule binding. The record is from RefSeq and is a predicted model, not a curated record. Lineage: Eukaryota; Metazoa; Chordata; Actinopteri; Cyprinodontiformes; Goodeidae. The transcript is spliced from 33 exons. Gene Ontology annotation, cellular component: neuron projection; membrane. The coding region runs from base 487 to 9084 and encodes 2865 amino acids.